AGGGUAGAUGAGAAUUUGUUUGUUUGUGAGGUUUUUAAUGCAGAUUUUUCUGCUUAAAAUGAGAUUGAGUUAAGCUUUUACUCUGAGCUAAACAAUGGAGGAAGGGAAGUGGAAGGUCUCUGUGUGGAAGGAUCGUUUGUUCUUGCUCUUCUUCUUCUUCUUCUUCUGCUGCUGCUGUUUCUCUGUGUCUUGUUUAGGAGCUAAUGUAACAUAUGAUCAUCGCUCUCUCAUCAUUGAUGGCCAGCGAAAGCUUCUCAUUUCCGCUUCCAUACAUUAUCCUCGCAGCGUCCCUGGGAUGUGGCCGGGACUCAUUCAAACUGCCAAAGAAGGAGGGGUUGAUGUGAUCGAAACUUACGUUUUUUGGAACGGACAUGAGCUUUCUCCUGGCAAUUAUUAUUUCGGGGGACGCUUCAAUCUGGUGGAGUUUGUGAAGAUUGUUCAGAGAGCUGGGAUGUAUUUGAUCUUGCGGAUUGGCCCAUUUGUUGCAGCGGAGUGGAAUUUCGGUGGCGUUCCUGUAUGGCUGCAUUAUGUGCCUGGCACAGUCUUCCGAACUGACAACGAACCCUUUAAGAAUCACAUGCAGAACUUCACAACUUUCAUAGUGAACAUGAUGAAGCAGGAGAAGUUUUUUGCAUCACAGGGAGGCCCUAUCAUCUUGGCGCAGAUAGAAAAUGAAUAUGGUGACACUGAAAGGGUUUAUGGAGAUGGGGGAAAGCCCUAUGCUAUGUGGGCCGCAAGAAUGGCUCUCUCUCAGAAUAUUGGUGUGCCUUGGAUAAUGUGCCAGCAAUAUGAUGCUCCUGAUCCUGUGAUCAAUACCUGUAAUUCGUUUUACUGUGACCAAUUCACACCCAAUUCUGCCAACAAGCCAAAAAUUUGGACUGAGAAUUGGCCUGGAUGGUUUAAAACAUUUGGAUCCAGAGAUCCUCACAGACCACCUGAAGAUGUUGCUUUCUCUGUUGCUCGUUUUUUUCAGAAAGGCGGUAGCGUGCAUAACUAUUACAUGUAUCAUGGUGGAACAAACUUUGAUCGCACUUCAGGGGGACCAUUUAUUACCACGAGCUAUGAUUAUGAUGCACCAAUUGAUGAAUAUGGGUUAGCCAGGCUUCCAAAAUGGGGACACCUUAAGGAGCUUCAUAAAGCUAUAAAAUUAUGUGAGCAUGCACUGCUACAUAAUGAGCCUACACUACUGUCUCUAGGUCCUUUACAAGAGGCCAAUGUUUAUGCUGAUUCAUCAGGAGAAUGUGCUGCUUUUCUUGCUAAUAUGGAUGAAGAAAAUGAUAAGAUUAUUAGUUUUCGUAACAUGUCAUAUGACGUUCCAGCUUGGUCAGUUAGUAUUUUGCCAGAUUGCAAAAACGAGGCAUUUAAUACUGCAAAGGUUCGAUCCCAAUCUUCUGUUGUUGAAAUGGUUCCAGAGAAUUGGAACCCAAGUUUGCAGUGGGAUGUGUUUGUGGAGAAGGCAGGGAUCUGGGGAGAAGCUGACUUCAUCAAAAGUGAGCUUGUAGAUCACAUAAAUACCACAAAGGAUACUACUGACUAUCUGUGGUAUAUGACAAGCCUGGACGUCGACGAAAAUGAAGAGUUUCUAAAGAGUGGAAGCCGUCCAAUUCUUAUAGUUGCCUCAAAGGGCCAUGCUGUCCAUGCUUUUGUAAAUCAAGAGCUUCAAGUUAGUGCAUCUGGAAAUGGUCUGGAUUCAACCUUCAAAUUUGAAAGUCCCAUUUCUCUCAAGGCAGGGAAGAAUGAAAUUGCUUUUCUAAGCAUGACUGUUGGGUUACAAAAUGCUGGGCCAUUUUACGAAUGGGUAGGAGCCGGAUUCACCAGUGUACAGAUUGAGGGUUUUAAAAGUGGAACCAUUAACUUGUCUUCAAAUUCUUGGGUCUACAAGAUUGGAUUGGAGGGAGAGCACCUAGAUAUAUACAAGGAAAAUGGGAUGAACAAUGUGAAGUGGGUAUCAACCUCAAUGCCGCCAAAGAAUCAACCUCUCACAUGGUACAAGGCAAUUGUGGAUCCUCCACCCGGAGAUGAACCUGUCGGGUUGGAUAUGGUGCAUAUGGGGAAAGGGUUGGCUUGGCUAAAUGGUGAAGCAAUUGGAAGAUAUUGGCCUAGGACAAGCUCUAUACAUGAUGAAUGCCCUCAGCAAUGCAAUUACAGAGGGAAAUUCAUCCCUAACAAAUGCAGCACUGGCUGUGGAGAACCAACUCAAAGAUGGUACCAUGUUCCACGGUCUUGGUUUCGGCCAUCUGGAAACAUUCUUGUGAUCUUUGAGGAGAAAGGUGGAAAUCCAAAUGAGAUCAAGUUCUCAAGACGACGUGUGACCAACAUAUGUGCUACGGCUUCUGAGGACUAUCCUAUUGUGGAUCUUGAGUCUUGGCACAAAGAUACCACGGAUCUUGAGUCUUGGCACAAAGAUACCACGGAAAAUAUUGAAGCCAAGGCAAUUCUAUAUCUUAGAUGUCCCAAUAAUGGUAGUAUUUCCGUUGUAAAAUUUGCUAGCUUUGGGACUCCUAGUGGGACUUGUGGAUCUUACAGCAAAGGAGAAUGCCAUGAUCCUACAUCGGCUAACGUGGUUGAGAAGAUCUGCCUAAGCAAAACUGAUUGUGCCGUAGCGUUAUCAGAAGAUAACUUCAGUAAGGAUUUGUGCCCAGGCUUGACCAAGAAACUUGCUGUUGAAGCAGUGUGUCAUUGAGAUUUCCAGUGGUGGCAGCCCAGAUUUUGGAUGUGGGUCGAUCACAGAUGUCACAUUAUAGAUUUCCAUUUGAUAUUCCCUCCUAAAAUUCAUUGUAGGAAACAUUGAUCAUUGGUAAUUACUGUUUAAAACAUCUAGAUAGGCAUGAAACCAC
Telopea speciosissima is the source of this 2837-nucleotide messenger RNA. RefSeq names its product beta-galactosidase 10. The record is from RefSeq and is a predicted model, not a curated record. The transcript is spliced from 19 exons. Lineage: Eukaryota; Viridiplantae; Streptophyta; Magnoliopsida; Proteales; Proteaceae. Gene Ontology annotation, molecular function: beta-galactosidase activity; carbohydrate binding. Gene Ontology annotation, cellular component: cell wall; vacuole. Bases 95 to 2683 code for a protein of 862 amino acids. Gene Ontology annotation, biological process: carbohydrate metabolic process.